AUGGAGACUGAGGGGAAAAGGUGGUCAGAAUUAGUAGAUCUGUUACAAGAUUAUAAGGUGGAAUACUUGUCAAAAGUGGUCAGUUGGUGUCCUCUGGAUUUCAGAUGGUUAAAAUGUAAUACUGAUGGGGCAUCUAGGGGAAAUUCUGGACUAAGCUCGAUUGCUUUAUGUAUAAGAGACCAUACAUGGAAUUUGGUGGUGGCUAAAGGGAGACGAAUUCAAGAAGUUAAUAGUGUGAAGGCGGAAGCAAUAGCUAUUAAGGAAUGUCUUGAAUAUUGUCAUAAAAUGAAGUACCAACAGAUCAUCUUGGAGACUGAUUCGUGGAGCUUGGUUCAGAUUUUACAAGGAACAUGGGAGAAGCCUUGGAGUAUGAUCUUGGAGAUCAACUCAAUUCAGUCUCUUCUAAGAGUUCUAACAUUGGGUGUGGACGAUCAAAUGGUGAAGACAACUUUGAAUGUUGUCUUUGCUGUAGUUGGUCUUGGACGGUCAAAUGGAGAAGACAACUUUGAAUGUUGUCUGUUUGUUCUAAUUUCAGCAGAUAUUCAAUGGAUGGAUCUCCGAAGAUCCACCGAUGAGUAUAUCCAUGGAGUUAAUGAUUUCCUAGAUAAGGCAUUUGAACGAGCUUCCCAAGGAGAUGAAAUAUUAUGUCCUUGUAAGAAGUGCUUUAAUCGUUAUUGGCAUUGUCGAAAUGUGGUGGAGGAUCACUUGAUUUGUCAUGGGUUUGUUCAUGGAUACACCAAAUGGGUUUUCCAUGGAGAAGGGUUUUCCUCAAGAAAUACGCCAUAUCCAACCAAUGAUGAUGAAACUUUCGACAAAGAAGACGGUAUUGAUAAACUACUUCAAGAUACUUUUAGAAAUGUAGCAGAUGACUUGAGGCAUGGAGGAGUAAGAGAGGGACUAUCUGAAUAUGCAAAGAGAUUCUUCAAAUUAGUGGAAGAAGGGAAGCAAGAGUUGUAUCCGGGGUGUAAGAACUUUUCUAAGUUGAAUUUCACCAUUCGGUUAUACUUGUUUAAAUGCAUUCACAAGUUGAGUAAUGUAGCCUUUUCAGAUUUGUUAGACUUGAUAAAAGAGGCAUUUCCCUUUGCUCAGAUACCCGAGUCUUUCUACAAGGCAAAAAAGUUAGACAAGUGCUCAGUGUGUGGAUCUUCUAGAUGGAAGAAUGUUCAUGAUGACUUGACUAAUAAGGUCACUAAAAUUCUAGCAAAGGUUUUAAGGUACUUUCCUUUAAAGCCUAGGCUUCAGAGGAUAUUCAUGUGUUCUGAAACAUCUGUAGCUAUGAGAUGGCAUGAUACUGAACGACCCAAAGAUGGAAAUUUAAGACAUCCUGCUGAUGGGGAAGCUUGGAAGGAUUUUGAUUCCUUGCACCCUGACUUUGCUAGUGAUGCUCGUAAUGUUAGAUUGGGUCUUUCAAGCGAUGGUUUUAAUCCAUUCCGAACUAUGAGCAUUUCCCAUAGCACAUGGCCGGUUAUGUUGAUGAAUUAUAACUUACCACCAUGGAUUUGCAUGAAGUCGGAGUAUAUAAUGUUGUCAAUGAUUAUUCCAGGUCCAUCGUCUCCUGGAAAUGAUAUAGAUGUAUACUUACAACCACUGAUUGCAGAGUUGAAGGAACUAUGGGAAGUGGGAGUGGAAACAUAUGAUGUUGUAACAAAUCAAACAUUUAUGAUGCGUGCAACUUUAUUGUGGACAAUUAGUGAUUUUCCAGCAUUGACAAUGCUUUCCGGAUGGAGUACCAAGGGGAAAUGGGCAUGCCCCACUUGUAAUCAUAAUACUUGUUCCCAAUAUCUCAAACAUAGUCGUAAGAUGUGUUAUUUGGGUCAUCGAGCAUUUUUACCUCAUGAUCAUCCAUAUAGAAGAGAUAAAACAUCCUUAAAUGGUAAAGAGGAGCAUAAAGUUGCACCUACUCCCUUAUCAGGCGUACGAGUUCUUGAAGAACUUCGUGAAUUCAAUAAUGUUUUUGGAAAGAGCCAAAAGAAAAGAAAACGAAAGAAUGAUGAGAAGAAUAUUUGUGAUGCUUUGCUUGGGACUUUAUUGGAUAUACUUGGAAAGUCCAAAGAUCAUAUAAAUUCUCGCUAUGACUUGCAUGAGAUGGGGAUACGCAAAGAGCUUCAACUAGUAAACGAUAGUGAUACUGAAAAUAUUCAUUUGGCUAAAGCUUGUUUCUCUAUGAAACCAGAAGAGAAAAGGUUAUUUUGCACCGUUUUAAAAGAUGCCAAGUUACCAAAAGGAUUUGCCUCUAAUAUAUCAAGUCGUGUGCAAAUUGAAGAAAUGAAAGUAUCAGGAUACAAAAGCCAUGAUGCUCAUUUCAUAUUACAUUACUUGCUCCAGGUUGCUGUCAGAAAAGUGUUGCCCAAAAAUGUGUCUUUGGUCUUGAUUAGAUUGGGAAAUUAUUUUAGAGCCAUAUGUAGUAAGGUUAUAAAAAGAAGGGAUCUUGAGAAAAUGAAGGCUGAAAUCAUAGAUAUAGAAUGUGAGCUUGAAAAGAUUUUUCCUCCAUCCUUUUUUGAUAUAAUGACACAUUUGCCUAUUCAUUUAGUGGAUGAAAUUAAGCUUGGAGGCCCGACUCAUUUGCGUUGGAUGUAUUCUACUGAAAGAACUAUGUGUGACUUUAAGGGGCUUAUUCGUAAUCAAAAAAAUCCAAAAGGGGCAAAUAAUAGAGGGUUUUUCAGCUAUAGAGUGUUUGACCUUUAUUUCGAGAUACCUACCUGA
Solanum verrucosum is the source of this 2703-nucleotide messenger RNA. RefSeq lists its product as uncharacterized. Bases 1 to 2703 code for a protein of 900 amino acids. Gene Ontology annotation, molecular function: RNA-DNA hybrid ribonuclease activity; nucleic acid binding. NCBI's taxonomy places the organism in Eukaryota, Viridiplantae, Streptophyta, Magnoliopsida, Solanales, Solanaceae. The record is from RefSeq and is a predicted model, not a curated record. The transcript is spliced from 5 exons.